UGCUAAUGCAUACUGUCAUUUAUACCCUCAAUUUAUAUGUGAAAUCUUGAAACAGAAACUCCUACUCCUCCUCUGUACUAUCUUUCAUCGGGAGUAGCGUUGAAUGUUGCUCGAUCAUGAGAGAGAUCGUCUUUCGAGAUGGAUCACGGAAACAAGACAAGCAACUUGAAAGUCUCAUCAUGAAGAAAGAAAAGGAUGCGCCGUCAUAAGAAAGAUGAGGCUUCUUUGUUCCCGGAGCCUCGUGCUCUGUUUGGGACUUGUUGCACGGUUAUUCCCUCUGCUGGACGUUCUUCAUGAUCUUGGUGUUGUUGAUGCUCAAUGCCGGCCAACCGACAGCAACAACAACUCUGGAGACCAGAAUAAGUUUGAGGAUGCUGAAGAGGAUUUCGCUUUGCCGGAAUCCUCCUCAGCAAAUCAACCGCGCCCUCCGCCUCCUGGCGAGGAUGAAAGCAUCACCCAAGUGUUGUUUCACCAAGAGAAUGCGUAUUUGUAUCGCGAUCCCGCUACGAACAUGCAGUACAUGCGUGCGGACGACUACCUCAAAAUGGACGAAACUAGCCUGCUGUCGGAGAAAUACCGCGCAAGGUUGGACUUUACGAACUGGCGCGAGAUGUCCACGUACGACCAGGAAUUGUGGACAACGCACGCAAAACGGAGUUUUCAGCACAUUUACAGCACUGGAAAGUGGGGAUUCGGUCGCGAAGCGGAUGAGUGGGACGAAUUACACUCACACGAAUGGGAAUGGGACGCUGAAGAGCAGAGACAUCGAAGAAACAAGCAGAUGUACGCAAGGCACGCGACAUUAUGGCGCUGCGGUUUUUUUGGAGUCGGUGAAUUACCGUCUUGUUCUUCGAAGUAUUUGUUUCUCACAUCUGCACCUCCUAAAAAGCAUAAGAAGGCGUAGAAAUGGAUUACAAAAGGGAUAUUCAUGACCCCAUUUCUUCGUUUCAUAGUAUUCUGGCAGUGAUCCGAUGCGUCGGAUGGGUACAGCGGGUAGCGGCAGCGUCGUGGAGCACACAGAAGGACUUCGGCGUACUCUGAGCAACUUGAUCUUGGAGCUAAACCUGAACAAAAUGUUUGACUUCGCCUGUGGCGACAUGAUGUGGGCUGCUGAGUUGGUGAAAAGCGUGAACGCAAACCACCAGGAAACCGGUCGCGGCCCGUUCCACUACAUUGGCAUGGAAAUCGCACCUUAUGAAGCAAGGCGACACGAAAAACGCUUCAAAGACGACCCUUUGGUUCACGUAAUCAACGGAGAUUUCUCAAACUUCCGGUUUUGGCGCAACUUUUCCGAUAUCGCUUACAGCGAAAUUGACUCUAGAUCCUCGUAUCAAGUGGAAAGUGAAGCCCAACGAGCGCAUCAAGAGGGGUCUUUGUUGUUCAUUCGCGACGCUCUUCAGCACGUUUCGAUGGCGCAGAGCUGCAAAUUUUUUCAUAAUGUCUACCGGUUCCGGCGGAACCUGUACCCGGGAGUCCGGUAUCUCCUUCUCGGGGGUUACGAUACGGGACAACCAAAUGAGCGGGCUGUGCCCACACCGGGAGCCUGCGAGAACAAUCCGACGACAUGGCCCUACCGUUUGCCUGGUUUUAUACGCCAUUUUCCUGAGGAAGACCGCCCAGAAACACUAGAAACCCGCUUCCCGAACGAUGCUGAAGGCAAAAUCGUCGAGCGCAUUCUCCACAAACGGUUAUUUCUCUACGACAUAGCGAUGUGGGGCGCAAAAACGAAUAGUACGACUGGUACAAAAACGUCUAGAGAACCUACUGGGUGGUCUACCACUGCGAGUAAUGUUUCUCCUGCCGCAUACUUAGAUGAGGAGGAUUCGUUUUUGCAAGCCGAAGGUGUUGUAGAAGGUAUCCAGAGUGAACGAGAUGGCUCACAAGGAGGUAGGAUUCCCGCAAUGCCUCCUGUCGUAGUGGCGAAGAAAUUCCGAAACAUCAACGACGGGACCUUAGCAGAAUUCGACCCGUGUCUUGUCUAAGCCACAUCCUAACUACCUCGUACUAAGUAUUAGAUACAUGGUAGACCAGAAAAAGUACCUACAGCUACAAGUUAGUAGAUGUAGAUCUCAAGAAGUGUCGUGCUAUUUGAGUUACAACAUUUUUGAAGAUUCAUCGUAUCCUUUCCAUCCUAGCCUUUUCUUACUUUCCAUCCUAGCAAUAAUCUUUCUUGUGGUACUUAUUCAAUUAGUGCACGAUAGUCGUGUGAAAUAUCUUCUUACAACAGCUUUUGUUCUUUCUUUCUAUCUCGAUUCUGACCCUGAUCAACGAAGACAAACUCGCUUAAGGUUUAUAUAAUAUAGAUAAUAUACGCAAAGAUGAGUUGCUUGAUACUUCCAACAACUUCCAUGUCAGCUUGCGCGUUAUUGUAAGGUAAGAUCAUCGGCACCUUUGAAGAGGAGUGAUGGGGAAGGACCGCUGUAGACUUUGACUUGGCACUCGUGAUGAUCUGAUGACCUACCCGCCUAGUAUCAAAGACGAAAAGCCGGUCGCGCUGCAGGAG
Amoebophrya sp. A25 is the source of this 2503-nucleotide messenger RNA. Lineage: Eukaryota; Dinophyceae; Syndiniales; Amoebophryaceae. The record is from the annotation of a GenBank genome assembly.